This is a messenger RNA of Dromaius novaehollandiae (emu), 7005 nucleotides long. RefSeq names its product KIAA0319 like. Gene Ontology annotation, biological process: neuron migration. Bases 199 to 3579 code for a protein of 1126 amino acids. The record is from RefSeq and is a predicted model, not a curated record. The transcript has 21 exons. Gene Ontology annotation, molecular function: protein binding. NCBI's taxonomy places the organism in Eukaryota, Metazoa, Chordata, Aves, Casuariiformes, Dromaiidae. Gene Ontology annotation, cellular component: cytoplasmic vesicle; membrane; Golgi apparatus.
CGGCGGUGCGCUUCCGGGUGAGAGGUGAGCGGGCGCCCGCCGUCGCCGCCAGCCGCCCCCAUGGCUGCGGGACAGGAGGCCGCGCCGCCCCCCGGCCCGGCGCGCUGGAGCCCCGGCCUCGCCGCCCGCCCGCCGCCCGCAAGCAGCCGCGCCCGCCUCGCCACGCGCCCCUGAGCCCUGUUGCUGCCCACAAAGGCCAUGGAGAAAAGGUUGGGAAUCAAGUUCAGCAUCGGCGCUCGACUUUUAUCACAAUACUGCCUGGGACAACCUGCCAGGCGGCUGAGAAGUCUGCGCCUGUUCUACUUGUGUGCUUGCCUGUGUGCCUUGUGCUCCUCAACAGAUGCAAAUUGGAACAGAUCUAAAUGCCAGCUAAGGAAGAUCUUAUUCGGUUGCCGUUUGAGACUGCGGGAAGAUGGCCAUUUACGGCUUCUGGAAGGAUUUCACACUGUACAGUCCUGUCAGACUGCUUGCUGCCAGAGCCCUGCCUGUGAUGCCUUUUGGUUCUUGGAAAAUAUGUGCAUCCAGGUGAACUGCACUAUGCCUGGCACCUGUCGGGCAAACAGGACUGGCUCUUCUGACUCUGUUUUGGUCUUUUUAAAGAAAUCAAAAAGCACAGAGCACUUCUUAAAGUAUCAAACAGAAGGUGAUGCGAAGACCUGGCUUCACAAGUGGUUGGACUGGGACGUCCCUGUCCAAGGCAAAAAAAGAUUGCGGAGGUCCUUCCAGAAAUGGAACUUGGCAGGUGGCAGAGUGGACCUUCUGAAAAGGGAUGUAGCAGCUCUCCCCAGCGGUGAGACUGCGGCUGGCCAGCCAGCCAGACCUUCAGACUCCAAAUCCAGAAGAAGCCGAAGCGAAACAGAGUGGAAGGAUCAACAAGUACUUAGGUCUUUAGUGCAGGACAGGCCUGUUCCUGAAGACCAUCCAAAUCAAAAGAAAGAAUCACUUAAAAAUGGACAGAAUUCAAGAGAGCAGAAAACCAAAAGCCCAUUCCCUCCCCAAAGCAAUAAUGUGAAUAGAUCAAGUGAUGCAAAUGGCACUGAUGUUCUACUGGUCCACACAGGAACAUCUGCACCAGAACCAUCAGUGUUGGCUACGUUCUCCAGUCCUGUAGUUCUGGGCUUGACAGCUACUGGAAAGACUGAAAAGCCAAGGCAGCCAGAUGAUGCUUUUGUCCAUCCUCACUCCUCAGAUAUGUUGCCCACAGUCAGUGCUGUGCAGGAGAAAACCACAGCGAAGAUGCAGAUUGCUACUUCUGUGCCAAGCGAUGUUCCCACAAAUGGCAGUGUUGCCACAACCCAAACCAACCCUGCUGUAUCACCAAGUACUACUGCCCCAACCCCAGUUGUAAAGGAGCUGGUAGUUUCUGCUGGAGACAGCGUCCAAGUGACCCUGCCGAAGAAUGAAGUUCAACUGAAUGCGUUUGUGCUUCCUGAACCACCACCUCGCACCAGUUACUCCUAUGAGUGGGAACUCAUUACUCAUCCAAAAGACUACAGUGGAGAAAUGGCAGGGAAGCACUCCCAGACCCUUAAGUUAUCUAAGCUUACUGUUGGUCUCUACGAAUUCAAAGUCAUUGUUGAUGGGGAAAACGCACACGGAGAGGGUUAUGUGAAUGUGACAGUGAAUCCAAAGCCUCGGGUGAAUCAGCCCCCUGUUGCCAUUGUGUCCCCGCAGUUCCAGGAGAUCUCACUGCCAACCAUUUCGACUGUUAUUGAUGGCAGCCAAAGCACUGAUGAUGAUAAAAUUGUCAGUUAUCAUUGGGAAGAAUUGAAGGGUCCUUUGCGAGAGGAAAAGGUUUCUACUGAUACUGCCAUAUUGACGCUGACCAACCUCCUGCCUGGGAAUUACACAUUCAGUCUAACGGUAGUGGACUCGGAUGGUGCCAGCAACUCCACCACUGCAAGCCUGACUGUGAACAAAGCAGUGGAUUAUCCUCCAGUGGCAAAUGCAGGCCCAAACCAGGUGAUCACCCUGCCUCAGAACUCCAUCACCCUCUACGGGAACCAGAGCACCGAUGAUCACAGCAUUGUCAGCUAUGAGUGGCUGCUCAGUCCUAACAGCAAAGGAAAGGUGAUGGAGAUGCAGGGGGUGAGGACACCAGUCUUACAGCUCUCUGCAAUGCAAGAAGGUGAUUACACUUACCAGUUAAUAGUGACAGAUUCUGCUGGGCACCAGUCUACUGCAGAGGUCACUGUUAUAGUCCAGCCAGAGAACAAUAAGCCCCCAAAGGCAGAUGCUGGUCCAGAUAAAGAAUUAACUCUUCCUGUGGACAGCACCACUCUAGAUGGCAGCAAGAGCUCAGAUGACCAGAAAAUAGUCUCCUUUCUCUGGGAGAAAACACGGGGCCCAGAUGGUGUCAAGCUGGAGAAUGCCAACAGCAGUGUUGCCACCGUAACAGGCCUUCAAGUUGGAACAUAUGAAUUUACUCUCUCCGUUAAAGAUGAGAGGAACUUGCAGAGCCAAAGCUCAGUCAACGUUAUUGUCAAAGAAGAGAUAAACAAGCCACCUGUUGCAAAGAUUGCUGGAAAUGUUGUCAUCACCCUGCCCACAAACACAGCUGAAUUGGAUGGAUCAAAAUCCUCUGAUGAUAAGGGAAUCAUCAGCUACUUGUGGACCCGGGAUGAGGGGAGCCCUGCAGCUGGGGAAGUCUUAAACAACUCAGACCAUCAUCCCAUCCUUCUCCUCUCCAAUCUGGUGGAAGGAACCUACACAUUCCAUCUCAGAGUAACAGAUGCCAAAGGGGAGAGUGAUGUGGAAAGGACCACGGUGGAAGUCAAACCUGAUCCUAGAAAAAAUAACCUUGUGGAGAUAAUUCUGGAUGUUAAUGUCAGCCAGCUAACUGAGAGGCAGAAGGGUAUGUUCAUCCGGCAAAUAGGCGUUCUGCUGGGGGUCCUCGACUCGGACAUUACUGUACAAAAGAUCCAGCCAUACACUGAACAAAGCACGAAGAUGGUCUUUUUUGUAAAGAACCAGCCUCCCCAUCAGAUAUUCAAAGGACGUGAGGUCGCAUGGACACUCAAAAAUGAACUCCGGAAACAACAGUCAGACUUUCUCAUUUUUCGGGCAUUAGAAAUUAACACAGUCACAUGUCAGUUGAACUGCUCUGAGCAUGGACGCUGUGACUCCUUCACCAAGCGUUGCAUCUGUGACCCGUUCUGGAUGGAGAAUUUCAUCAAGGUGCAGAUGGGGGAUGGCGAAAGCAACUGUGAAUGGAGUGUGCUGUAUGUGAUCAUUGCAUCUUUCGUCAUUGUGGUUGCCUUUGGAAUCUUAUCCUGGAUGGUGAUCUGCUGUUGUAAGAGACGAAAAGUAAAAUCCAAAAGAAAAAGCAAAUACAAGAUUUUGGAUGCAACGGAUCAAGAGAGCCUGGAGUUAAAACCAAAUCCCAAAGCAGGUGGCAGACAGAAAGCCCAGAUCCUCAACACUAGCCUGAUGCACUCGGAGUCUGAGCUGGACAGUGAUGAAGCCAUCUUCACAUGGCCUGACCGGGAAAAAGGGAAACUGCUCCGCAGCCAGAAUGGCUCCUUGCGCAAUGGACAAGUGAUGCUCAAACCCAAGAACCAGAGGGAGGAAAUCCUAUAGCUUCUCCCAGGCGGUUUUUUGCUGGAGCUCUAUGGCAGAGAAGGCUGCUCCUAUCCCUAUUCUAUAAGGGCCUUUGGAGGUCAGUUUGAUUAGGACUGUGCUGCUAACUUGUUUCACAGAAAAUAACUUUGUGGAUUUCUUUCAUUCAGUUAAAACUGGUUGUACUUGAAUUUGAAUGUCAAGGGAAAUCAAAGGGAGGAGAAGGCAACUGUGAACCACAGACUAUUCGUCAGGAAAAAACAGAGCUGGCAUCUGGAAUGCAGCGCAAUUUAACCACUUGGAGCAACUGUGAAUGUACAGGACACUCCUAGCCCACCUCAGACUGCAGCAGAGGAUAACACCCAGGACUUCCAGGUCAUUUGCCUUGGGAGCUCCUUGGAGAAGGAAGGUCAAGGCUGUGCUUUCAGCUGUGCUCUGAGCUCCCUUCAGGCUCCAGUAGCCUUGCAAAGGCUACUCUUGCUGUAGAACAACUCCCCUCUUUUACUCCCACCUUCCCUAAUCAUUUAAGCAUUAUUUUAAUUUAAACUUGUCCUUUCACAUGCACUGGCUGCUUUUGGAGUGUAGAGGAGGGGGAAUCUAAACUCUCUGGUCACACUCCAUCAACUUGCAGUUGGGAGAGGUUUUUGUAGCUGUUCUAAACUACUGUCAGGCUUUUCUCAUUGGGAGUGUCAAUGACACAGUGCCCAUUCAAAUGUGGAAAACUGACCUGUCUGUGCUAAUUCAGUGGGCUAGGAGACCCUCUUCUGCAGCAAGCUCUCCUGCUGGGUACCAGAGCCGGGGAGGGGACACCCACCUUUGGUACCUGCAUCUGAUGGUUGGCUUAAUUCCAAAGCUGUGAGAUGUUGUUCAGUGGCCCCAGCAGUCUCCAUAGGUCCCCAAGCCCUCCAUGAAUCUGGAUGUUACUAGCUGUAUCCUGAUGAUGAAAUGCCAUAGAUUUUUUCUUUUUCUUAAAACUUGCACAACCCAGGGUUGAUAUCUUUGAUUCCCAGCAGCUGGCUGUGUCCCUCUGGCUGGUAGCUUAGUGGCCUCAUGCUGUGGCUGGGUAACCCUGUGUGCUCCUAGCACAGUGCGAAGUGCACACUUAAGGGCCUUUAGCCGGUGGAAAGGGAACUUUCGGGGCCUGUGGGCAUCACCUCAUUAGCGCUGCAGCCAGUGGUGAUGUUUCCCUGCUGCUUAGACUCUGGGAAAGGCCUUUCUAGGAAUCAGGUGUGUGGUGGUCCUUUCCUGUACCUGCUUCUUUAUCUCACUGUGCUGCUUUCAUGAGCCGCACCCCUGUCCUUGGCCAGCAAUCAGCCUCUCACUGGCAUGAAGGAUGCACUGCUCCUCCAGGGAUGGGCGGGCAGCUUAUUGCCUUUCUUUGUGUUAAUUUAUUAAAACUGGAAACCCGUUUCAUUGGCUUUGGGGGGGAUAUGAAAGCCAGAAGGCUUUAACUUCCUUGGUUGUAUUUAUAUUGCUGCACUACUGAUUUGUGUUGAGCUAGAUGAAGAUUAAACACUAUUGAGAGUGAGGGAGUGUUUCCUCACUGAAUGUAGUCGUGGCUGCUGCUAACUUUAUUUUUCCGGGCAAUCAGCUGUCUUCCCCCGGCACCAGCACUGGAGCCUGUGUCAUCCUCGGUGAGUACCACGGCGUUAGUCUUGUGCCCCGUCGACUGCGCCAGGCCCGGGACUUGCCUCCCGCUCCGCUGCGGCACGGCGCAGGCCGCCCUCCGGCUCGCUUGUGGUUGGCGCUCCGAGCUGGGCUUCCCCGGCCGGGGCUGCUCCUCCUGCACUUUCUUCCUCCCAACUCUUCCUUCCCCCAAGCCCGCCUCGGACCACACACGGGGAUGGCGUGACACCAGGAUGCUCCAGUUACCAUGCCUUAAAGGGGCACAGCCAAGUGCUUGUCUGAAACUAUUGUUGCGAGCUGUACGCGUGGCCAGACGCUUAACUCUAGAGUGACUCCACCCUCUGAAGUGUUUCCCUUCCUUUGGAUGCGAGAUAACAAACUAAAAGAAAAUGAGAUUUGAAGCUGCAGGGAUUAACCAGACUUGGGCCUGGGCCUGUGCCUGUGCCUGACGUUAUUUUACAUUGUCAGAGGAGCCAUGUUGUACUCUUUAGCUGUUCCUUGUUCUUGGGGCAUACGCUUCUUUGAGCCUUUUGCUGGUGUCCGGCCUGGGGAAGCCCUCUCUGCAGUGAAUCAGGGCUGUUUGCAGUGGUUGAGCUCUCGGGCAUUCUUUGCUGCAGAGAUCAGUACCCUCACAGGAGACGCACAGGGCGCUUUUAAGCUAGUCCUGGCUUCCUGUUACGGAAAAGGGAAGAAUUAAAAUCGGUGCAGCUAUUAUGUGACAACACCUUUGCUUAGCUGGGGUUAUUUUCUUCCUCCUUGUGUUUCACUGCGGGAAACGAAAGCACUUGAACGUAAAUGUUUGUCAGCUGACAGCACCGCGGGCGGGCGGGCGGCCGGCAGAAGCGGUGUGUCCUGCCUCUGGGUGGAAGCUGGGUUUCGCAGUCGGCCGUGGCGUUCCCUGCGCCCGGCGCUGAGCCGCUCCCUUAGGACAGCGUCCUCGCUCGUUAGUCCUUUGUCACCCCGUGGUGCAGGUCUGUGACGGAGCACAGUGCCAGGCUCCCCGUCGGAGGUCUGCUUUCCCAUUAAUAUUCCCUGGCUGUGCAGCGUCUCGCGUGGAGCUGCCACCCCUGCCCGGAUCCCUCUCCCGCACUUCGCUGUUAACCCGCGGUGCCCCUGAGCUGUCACCCGCGCGGGGGCUGCGAAGAAGAGGUGCACGGCAGCCGCGCUCCGCACCGGGAGUCGGGUCGGAAGGGAUGUGAAGCCGAAGGGCAGGAGGAUCCCUCGCACGCCGACGGCAACCGCUUCUGGCCCCGCGCAGGAGCCUCGUAACACUGGCGAUGGGGGCAGCUCUCUUAACACAGACCUGCUGCCAAGGGGGGUGUGUAGAACAAAUGCGUUAUUUUAAAACCCUUUACCACCCUCUCCUCCUCCCCCUUAGCGUCGCGAACAUCAUUGCUUGUUCGUUACCCGAGUACCAGGAGCCUAGUUUGACCUUGCGCGGGGAAGUUUCUGCAUUGCUAUGCAUUAGGAUUGCACAAUUAGAGACACUGGCUACAAGUUACCCAUGUGUGGAAGUUAAGAGCUGAGACAUCUGUUAGAUGAGCUGUCAGCUUAACUUGACUUUGUUUUCUUCUUUAACAUAACUGUACUCUGAACACUUUUUAACAUGUUGAGGGCAAUUGUCAUAAUCUAGUUUUAAAAUAAGUUUGCUCUUAAAUCUUUUCUUCAUUCUUCUGUAUACCGGGGGCUGCCCAGCCUGUCCGAGCUUCGGUUUAACAAUGUUUGUUGAUUGUAGUGUUACUUGGAUCAAGACUGAAAGUAAAUUUUUUUUAAACAAAUGUUUCUUGCAAAUAAACAGGGAAGAUGUUUUGCUGCUGCUCA